GGCUCGCGCUAACUCCUGCGGGUGACUGCCACAUCCCGGGUGUGGGAAAAUGCGUUCUUUUGUUGUUGGCGGAGACGGGCCCCCUUCCGCAGCUUCCGGGCCAAGGCUAGCCAACGACCGGGAGAAAUAGAGUGGAAAAUGCAAAACAACGAAAUCAUUAAACCUGCCAAGUACUUCUCAGAGCUGGAGAAGAGCAUCUUGCUUGCCUUAGUAGAGAAGUACAAGUAUGUGCUGGAGUGCAAGAAAAGCGAUGCGCGGACUAUUGCUCUCAAGCAGCGGACCUGGCAGGCCUUGGCCCAUGAGUACAACUCGCAGCCCAGCGUGUCGCUGCGGGACUUCAAACAGCUGAAGAAGUGUUGGGAGAACAUCAAGGCUCGGACCAAAAAAAUUAUGGCCCACGAGAGGAGGGAGAAGGUGAAGCGCAGCGGGAGUCCGCUGCUGAGCACGCACGUCCUGGACAAGGAGAAGAUUGGCAGCAUGCUACCAGAGCAGCUCUACUUCCUUCAGAGCCCGCCCGAGGAGGAGCCCGAGUACCACCAGGACGCAGCCACCCAAGAGUCCUUUGCUGUUUCAAAUCGAGAACUGUGCGACGAUGAGAAAGAGUUCGUCCACUUUCCUGUAUGUGAGGGGACCUCACAACCCGAACCUUCGUGUUCAGCCGUCAGAAUAACAGCCAAUAAGAACUACAGGAGCAAAACCCCUCAGGAAGGUGCUUUAAAAAAGAUGCACGAGGAGGAGCACCAUCAGCAGAUGUCCAUCCUGCAACUGCAGCUGAUCCAGAUGAAUGAGGUGCACGUGGCCAAGAUCCAGCAGAUAGAACGGGAGUGCGAGAUGGCCGAGGAGGAGCACAGGAUCAAGAUGGAGGUCCUCAACAAGAAGAAGAUGUACUGGGAGAGAAAGCUACAGACUUUCACCAAGGAGUGGCCCGUCUCCUCAUUUAACCGGCCCUUUCCCAAUUCACCCUGAGACUGGGGGAUGGCUCCCUGUAGUUAAGCUGUGUUGGCAAGGCGAGUGUGGGAUGUGCCUGCGUGGUCAGUAGCCAUGACAGACCUACGGCUAGGUGAAUUAGAGUGGUACUAGUCACUUAUUAAGAACACAUUCAGGUAAACAGCUGCACCCCGUCUACCCCGAAAGUGGCCAAGAAGCUGUUACAGUCUUCUAGAAGUCACCACUACGCGUGCUAUAAUUCUGAAUGUAAUGUUCUUAAUUAGAAUUCAUAGACGAACCGUGUGCGAGUGUUGUAUUUUUUUUAGGACAUGCAAGUGUGAGUAAAGGAGUGAGGCUGGUGGUUCUGACCUCAUCUGUCAGUGGGGUUUUGUGUGUUUUCAGCUGACAGUGGCGCUUUUCCACGCAGGUGUGAAGCCCGCCCAUUGUGUGGCUGUACCUUGGCUGUUUCUCCACCUUUCAGUGUACUCUGAGUGUGGGCGUUUGAAGAGCCCAGCCUUUGGAAGGGUGUUUCCUAAUGUGGGUUACCAACUGCCUUUUUAGACUUUUCCCCACAGAGGCUUUCCAACCAGGGCUCCAGCCGUGGCGGUUAGUAGAAGUAGGGAUGUAACAACUGGAGGGCUUAAUGUUCAUUUAGGUUUCUACAUCCUGUUGGUUUUUUAUUAAAAAUGUCUUAAAAUUUUAUAGUUA
Rattus rattus (black rat) is the source of this 1635-nucleotide messenger RNA. It is a transcript of the gene Msantd3, whose product is annotated as Myb/SANT DNA binding domain containing 3. NCBI's taxonomy places the organism in Eukaryota, Metazoa, Chordata, Mammalia, Rodentia, Muridae. Bases 139 to 966 code for a protein of 275 amino acids. The record is from RefSeq and is a predicted model, not a curated record. The transcript is spliced from 3 exons.